Messenger RNA from Aureococcus anophagefferens, 258 nucleotides. RefSeq lists its product as hypothetical. NCBI's taxonomy places the organism in Eukaryota, Pelagophyceae, Pelagomonadales, Pelagomonadaceae. The annotation marks the transcript as partial. The record is from RefSeq and is a predicted model, not a curated record. The transcript has a single exon.
GGCCAAGCCCACGCCCGAGCCCUCGGCCGAGCCCACGCCCAACCCCUCGGCCGAGCCCACGGCCAAGCCCACGGACCUGCCCACGGGCCUGCCCACGGCCAAUUCCACGGCCAAUUCCACGGACCUGCCCACGGCCAAGCCCACGGACCUGCCCACGGGCCUGCCCACGGCCAAUUCCACGGGGAACAGUACCAACAGUACCUCGGCUCCCACGACCAGCCCGACGGCCGCCCCCACGGGCGCGCCCACCGCGGCGGG